Pistacia vera is the source of this 534-nucleotide messenger RNA. RefSeq lists its product as uncharacterized. NCBI's taxonomy places the organism in Eukaryota, Viridiplantae, Streptophyta, Magnoliopsida, Sapindales, Anacardiaceae. The transcript is spliced from 2 exons. The coding region runs from base 1 to 534 and encodes 177 amino acids. The record is from RefSeq and is a predicted model, not a curated record.
AUGUCCAGCUCCUUUCGUGAAAGCUCCAUUAGACAGUGCACACUCAGAGAAUCUAUGUUUGCUAUGAUCUCUAAAUGUCAAUUUGCCACUGAUAUUUGGCUUACCCUAGAGAAGGAAUUCUUGACUAAAUCUAGAGCCAAGACACUUCAUGUUAAAAGCCUUUUACAAAACACAAAAAAGGAUAACAUGAGUAUACAUGAUUACUUUCUAAAAAUGAAGAGCUAUGCUAAGAAUUUAUCAUCAAGUGGAGUGGUGAUUACUGAUCCAGAGUUGUUGAAUUAUAUCCUAGAUGGUCUUGAUUCAAAGUAUGACGCUACUAUUAUUAAUAUAACAACUAGACUUGAAUCUAAGGUUGAUAUGAUAUCUAUCCAGGAAGCUCAGAUUGUCUUACAAAAACUUGAACUUAGAUUGGAAAAAGCACAUACCGUAAUGAACACCAUGAUUCAUAAUGAGUUUCAUAGUAGUUCAGCUAAUGUUCCUAGCAUUUCAGUGGAUAAUGAGAACAAGAAACUGCAAUCUGAUCAGUCAUCAUAA